CUGGAGAAGAUGCAGACACAGGACAUCCUGAAGAUGCUGCGGCUGCCCGAGCUGGGCGACUUGGGCCAGUUUUUCCGCAGCCUCUCGGCCACCACCCUCGUGAGCAUGGGCGCGCUGGCCGCCAUCCUCGCCUACUGGUUCACCCACCGGCCGAAGGCCUUGCAGCCGCCCUGCAACCUGCUGAUGCAGUCGGAAGAACUGGAGGAUGGGGACGGGGCCCGGCGGUCUGUGAUCACGAGCAGCCCUCAGCUGCUCACCCACUACUACGACGACGCUCGGACCAUGUACCAGGUGUUCCGCCGCGGGCUCAGCAUCUCAGGCAACGGGCCCUGUCUUGGCUUCAGGAAGCCCAAGCAGCCGUACCAGUGGCUCUCCUACCAGGAGGUGGCCGACAGGGCUGAAUUUCUGGGGUCCGGACUUCUGCAGCACAACUGUAAAGCGUGUACAGACCAGUUUAUUGGUGUUUUUGCACAAAAUCGGCCAGAGUGGAUCAUCGCGGAGCUGGCCUGCUACACGUACUCCAUGGUGGUGGUCCCGCUCUACGACACCCUGGGCCCCGGGGCCAUCCGCUACAUCAUCAACACAGCGGACAUCAGCACCGUGAUCGUGGACAGGCCUCAGAAGGCCGUGAUUCUGCUGGAGCACGUGGAGAGGAAGGAGACGCCGGGCCUCAAGCUGAUCAUCCUCAUGGAGCCGUUGGAGGAGGCCCUGGCAGAGCGAGGGCGGAUGUGCGGGGUGGCCAUUGAGUCCAUGCAGGCCGUGGAGGACUGUGGCCGAGAGAAUCGCCGUGCUCCCGUGCCCCCGCAGCCGGACGACCUCUCCAUCGUGUGUUUCACGAGUGGCACGACAGGGAACCCAAAAGGUGCGAUGCUCACCCAUGGGAACGUGGUGGCUGAUUUCUCAGGCUUUCUGAAAGUGACAGAGAAAGUGAUCUUUCCGAGACAGGACGAUGUGCUCAUCUCCUUCCUGCCUCUGGCUCACAUGUUUGAGAGAGUCAUCCAGUCUGUCGUCUACUGCCACGGAGGGCGCGUUGGCUUCUUCCAGGGGGACAUCCGCCUCCUCUCGGACGACAUGCAGGCUCUCCGCCCCACCAUCUUCCCUGUGGUCCCUCGACUGCUGAACCGGAUGUACGACAAGAUCUUCAGCCGGGCAAACACGCCGCUGAAGCGCUGGGUGCUGGAGUUCGCCGCGAAGCGUAAGCAGGCUGAGGUCCGCAGUGGAGUCAUCAGGAACGACAGCAUCUGGGACGAGCUCUUCUUCAACAAGAUCCAGGCCAGUCUUGGGGGGUGUGUGCGGAUGAUCGUCACGGGGGCCGCCCCGGCAUCACCCACAGUCCUGGGAUUCCUCCGGGCAGCUCUGGGGUGCCAGGUUUACGAAGGUUACGGCCAGACCGAGUGCACAGCUGGAUGUACCUUCACCACGCCUGGGGAUUGGACCUCAGGGCACGUAGGGGCGCCGCUGCCUUGCAACCAUAUCAAGCUCGUCGAUGUCGAAGAACUGAACUAUUGGGCCUGCAAAGGAGAGGGAGAGAUAUGUGUGAGAGGCCCAAAUGUAUUCAAGGGCUACCUGAAAGAUCCGGACAGGACAAACGAGGCCCUGGACGGCGAUGGCUGGCUUCACACCGGAGACAUCGGGAAGUGGCUGCCGACAGGAACUCUUAAAAUUAUCGACCGGAAAAAGCACAUAUUUAAACUCGCUCAGGGAGAAUACGUUGCACCCGAGAAGAUCGAGAACAUCUACAUCCGGAGCCAGCCUGUGGCGCAGAUCUACGUCCACGGGGACAGCCUGAAGGCCUUUCUGGUGGGCAUCGUGGUGCCUGACCCCGAAGUCAUGCCCUCCUGGGCGCAGAAGAAAGGAAUCGAAGGGACAUACGCAGAACUCUGCACAAAUCAGGAUCUGAAGAAAGCCAUUUUGGAAGACAUGGUGAGGUUAGGAAAAGAAAGUGGACUCCAUUCUUUUGAACAGGUUAAAGCCAUUCACGUCCAUUCUGACAUGUUCUCAGUUCAGAACGGCUUGCUGACGCCAACACUAAAGGCUAAGAGACCUGAGCUGAGAGAGUACUUCAAAAAAGAAAUAGAAGAGCUUUACUCAAUUUCCAUGUGA
Messenger RNA from Propithecus coquereli (Coquerel's sifaka), 2103 nucleotides. It is a transcript of the gene ACSL6, whose product is annotated as acyl-CoA synthetase long-chain family member 6. The coding region runs from base 10 to 2103 and encodes 697 amino acids. Lineage: Eukaryota; Metazoa; Chordata; Mammalia; Primates; Indriidae. Gene Ontology annotation, cellular component: endoplasmic reticulum; membrane. Gene Ontology annotation, biological process: long-chain fatty acid metabolic process; long-chain fatty-acyl-CoA biosynthetic process; very long-chain fatty acid metabolic process. Gene Ontology annotation, molecular function: arachidonate-CoA ligase activity. The transcript has 20 exons. The record is from RefSeq and is a predicted model, not a curated record.